CCUUUUCCCUCCUCUGUUUCUCUCUCUUCAACUCCAAAGUUCCAUUUUUUUUUUAAUUUUCUUUUGCCGACCAAAAAAAAAAAAAAAGCAAGAAAAAGGAAAUGAAAGAAUGAAACUUUGAUGAGUUAACUCACUCACCAAUCUCGCUCUUUGUCGGUUUUUGGUUCCUCAACUGUUUGCAAAAUGCAAGACCUCUUCGGAUCAGUUCGCCGUUCACUAGUGUUCCGUGCAACCCCAGACAAUAACACCCAAGAAAAUAGUCCUCCAUUGGCAACUACAGCCAAUGCCUUUGUUGAAAGGAUAAAUUCUUGCAUCCGCAAAUCAAGGGUCUUCUCCAAGCCUUCCUCUCCGUCGCCUUCUCCUCCUUUGAUCCGAUGGCGCAAAGGAGAGUUGAUUGGUUCCGGUGCCUUUGGCAGGGUUUAUAUGGGCAUGAAUCUUGAUUCCGGAGAGCUUCUUGCAGUGAAAGAGGUGCUAAUUGCAGCAAACAGUGCUUCAAAGGAAAAAACACAGGCUCAUAUCAGGGAGCUCGAGGAAGAAGUAAAGCUUCUGAAGAACCUUUCGCAUCCCAACAUUGUUAGAUAUUUAGGAACAGUGAGAGAGGAGGAAACUUUAAAUAUUUUGCUCGAAUUCGUGCCUGGCGGAUCAAUAUCAUCACUUUUGGGAAAAUUUGGACCCUUCCCUGAAGCUGUUAUAAGAAAAUACACAGAACAGUUACUAUUGGGCCUUGAGUAUUUACACAACAAUGGAAUUAUGCACAGGGAUAUUAAGGGGGCAAACAUCCUGGUAGAUAAUAAAGGAAACAUUAAACUUGCAGAUUUUGGUGCUUCCAAACAGGUUGUUGAGCUGGCUACUGUGUCUGGUGCCAAGUCUAUGAAGGGUACUCCAUAUUGGAUGGCUCCUGAAGUCAUUUUGCAGACUGGACAUAGUUUUUCUGCUGAUAUAUGGAGUGUUGGCUGUACGGUAAUAGAGAUGGCCACUGGAAAGCCUCCUUGGAGCCAGCAAUACCAAGAGGUUGCUGCACUCUUCUAUGUCGGGACAACAAAGUCUCAUCCACCUAUUCCAGAACAUCUUUCUACAGAGGCAAAAGAUUUUCUGCUGAAAUGUUUGCAAAAGGAACCAGAUUUGAGACCAGUAUCAUCUGUACUGCUAAAGCAUCCCUUUGUCACUGGAGAAUCUCAGGACUCCAAUACUGUUUUGCAUGCUUCAGUCAUGGAUAACUCUGAAAUCUCUUCAGCAUUACAUGCCACUAACCCUGAAGGCUUUCAAGUUUCAAGGUGUCGUGACUCAGCAGAUAUGUGUAAUUUGGGUAGUCUGAACUGCUCAAACGCGUUUGUUGAAAAGUUUUCAGAAAGCAAAAACUUGUGGAGAAUGGACUGCAAUGAAGAUGAUAUGUGUCAGAUUGACAAAGAUGAUUCUAUGGUAAGCAAAGUGAGGCUUUGUUCUGCUUCGAUGAUUGAUAACGUUAACGAGAGUUCUAAUCCCACUUGUGGAACUUCUCAUGAUGGGAAGGGCAAAUUUGAUGAAGAUCCUGAAAUGGUAGCAGUUGGUUUCCCUACUACUUGUGUUGAAGGGGGAAAUGAUUUUUCAUAUACUGGUGGGCCAUCGUUCUCCGAAGAUGAUGAUGAACUCACUGAAUCAAAAAUUAGAGCCUUUUUAGAUGAGAAGGCAUUAGAACUAAAGAAGCUACAAACACCAUUAUAUGAAGAGUUCUACAACAGCUUGAAUUUAUCAGGCUCCCCAAGUUUUGUUGAGAAACGUGAGGAGACACCCCCAAAUUACUUGAAAUUACCUCCUAAAAGCAGAUCCCCAAGUCGUGGUCCAGUUGGCACCCCUUCUUCAGCAGCUGAUGCUAUUAGUACAGGAAGUCCAGGGAGUAACAGUAGCAGGCGAGUGUCAAAUGUUGGCAAUGCUAGUGACCAAACUCCACAGGGCAAUUCAUCCCCUCAGCAUAGUGAUUGGAAAGGGCUUCUAGUUGAUGGCCAGCCAGAACCAAGCAGCCCAAGUUUAGUCUUCUCUGAGAGACAGAGGAAGUGGAAAGAAGAGCUUGAUCAGGAGCUUGAAAGAAAACGAGAGAUGCUGCGCCAAGCAGGUGUGGGAGGGAAGACUUCUUCGCCUAAGGAUCGAGCAUUAAAUAGGCAAAGAGAUCGGACAAGGUUUGCAUCUCCAGGCAAAUGAGUGCAUGUUAGAGCAAACAGCACCUCCUGAGAAGUUCUUACCAAGAGUUCAUCAUACCUUUACAUUCAUGAUGAAAAUGACCGCGACAAAUUUGUCACUGUUCAACCAGGAAGAUUUGCCAUUUUAAAGGCCUAGUUGAUGUUACUCAAACAUAAUAUAUAAAUAGUCAUACUAUAAUUUUCUUUCCCUUUCCCCCCUAUGGGUGUUUUACUGGUUUUUGAGGGGUUUGGUAUAUGCUUCCAUAAGCUUGUCUGGUGCAUAUAUUUGUAUUACUGAUGUAGAAUAAUAAUGAUAAGAUUUUGUGAUUUGAGAUAUGGAAAUUUACCUGCCUGUGCUACUUUACAUAA
Molecule: messenger RNA, 2522 nt
Organism: Gossypium arboreum
Lineage: Eukaryota; Viridiplantae; Streptophyta; Magnoliopsida; Malvales; Malvaceae
Product: mitogen-activated protein kinase kinase kinase ANP1
Exons: 17
Coding region: 184-2175 (663 amino acids)
Biological process (GO): protein phosphorylation
Molecular function (GO): ATP binding; protein kinase activity
Source: RefSeq, a predicted model, not a curated record